AUGACUAGACUAUUAGCUGAACUCGCGGAGAAGGACCUGAACAAGCUAGAGGAGAGUGACGUUGAGGAAGAGCUGGAUGAGCUGAACCAGCUAAAUAGGAGUGACACCAUAGCUGACUUUGGACGAGCUGAACAAGAUGGACCUCAACGAGGUGGAUCUAAGCCCGAAGACAAGACCGGAUCAGCCAUGACUUUCCAACUCAUUCUACACAAGCCUAAGACCCAUUCUUUCUCUCCAGUGUUCUAA
This is a messenger RNA of Eruca vesicaria subsp. sativa (arugula), 246 nucleotides long. The record is from the annotation of a GenBank genome assembly. Lineage: Eukaryota; Viridiplantae; Streptophyta; Magnoliopsida; Brassicales; Brassicaceae.